CGGCAGUUAUAUGAGCUAAUGAAGGACGACAGAGAAAACAAUCGACAAUAAAAGUGGUUGCGUGUGUUUAAGAAUAAAUAAUGAAAAGUUAAAUAAGUAUUUUUUUUAAGUGAAACCUACAAAAUAACAGCUCAUGCUAUGAAGUAUAUCUAUAAUGUCUGAAUGCAGUGAUGUUAAAGCCACGCCACAGAAUGCCGCACGCCCACCACCAAUAGCCCUUGGAAUAAACGUGGAAAAACCAAAGUUCCCUCAGUAUGCAUUUGUUCCCAAACGUCUUGAAUCUUAUAAAGAAUGGCCAGAGUACAUACCAAUAGACAAAAUGGCCUUGGUAGAAGCUGGAUUAGUAUACACAGGUGUUGGAGACAGUGUGAGGUGUUACUUCUGUGGUGGAGGGUUAAGAAACUGGGAACGUGGCGAUAUUCCCAUGGAAGAGCACGCCAAGUGGUAUCCGAAGUGUCCCCAUAUAUUACUUGUUAAGGGACAAGCAUAUGUUGAUAAACUAAGCCGUGGUGAAAAGCCGGACGUGGAAGAAGUUGAUAAUACCAAGCAGCCUUCAGCCAUUGAGACUAACCAUCUGGGAAGUGCUGCUGCAAGGAGCUGUAUUGAAAUGGGUUUCGCAGAAGAUAUGGUUAAAAAGGCGAUCCACAUUUAUAUUGAAAAACAUGGCAGUACUGAUUUCAAAGGAGCAGAACUUUGCAAAAUUCUGUUUGACCUCGAAGAAAAUCAAGAUGUGACAGUUCUUACUAAUAAAUUAGAUGACAGCUUCAUAGAUGACAAUGACAAACUAGAGCCCCUUGAGACGCUUCUUGAAGAAAACCACAGACUUAAAGAGAACCAGUUGUGUAAGAUAUGUCUGGAAAGUCGCGCAGAUGUGAUUUUCCUUCCGUGUGGUCAUAUGGUUUGUUGUCCACAGUGUGCUCCAGCUCUCACAAAAUGUCCAGUUUGCAGAAAAACUGUAAACGGACACAUCAAAGCGUUCUUUGCAACCACAUGUAGCAGUUGUCAAGAGGGUUGAGGCAUAUGGUCAGUUACUUUCUGGUAGUAGUAAAGUGGACGGUUAGCAUUUCGCUUCUAUGCUGACUCGUAACAAUUGUUAGCUAAGACGGAUUUGAAGAAACUUUGAUUACUACGUACAAAUACACAUUCUUUGUGUAAAUGUGUUUCUUAUGCACGUUUGAUGCAACAGAUACCACACAUUUUAAAAAUAUUCAAGAACGUUGAUUAGAACAGACCUAAACUUUGAGAAGUUCAGUAAUUCGAUUUACAUUCAUCCUAUGAACAUUAUCAUUUCAUGUCAUGAAUUGUUGUCUAGAAUAUGUGUGUGUGUCUAGACGAUAGUGUUUGAAAUUGGUUCACUUUCAUUUUAACUGUAACAGUGAAAAUAUCUUUUUAGAUAUUAUCGUUACUGCAUUGCCUUUUCGUCGUGAUAUAACGCAGAUCUGGGGCAUAUUUAGAUUUUUGAUUAACGUGCGUAUAGCUGCUGCAUAUAAUUUGUACUCUUACUACUCGACAAAAAAUAUCAUUUUACAGUCAUUCCACAUCUUUUUUAAUCGCUUAUUCCUUCAAAUAUGUCUAUUUCAGACGAUUGUUUCUUUUUCUUCAAUACUCACAACCUAAAUACUGUACUCUAUAGUUAAUAAACACAAACUAGGUCUGUAUUCUAUAGUUAAUACCAGUGAUACAACUCAACACAAACUAAUUAUUGCUAUUAUACCCUAAUCAAACUGAACACAAACUACGUUUUAUACCCUAUAGUUAAUACGAAACGUACAUUUGAAAACCAGAUGUGUUUUGUACUCUAUAGUUGAUACCCAACACAUAACCAAACACAAGCUACGUUUCGUAGAAUGCAGUUUGUCCUUGAUAAUCAAAGGCAUGUUUGUAAAAGUAAAUAAUGUACAGUGAAAUAAAUGUCUAGUUACAUUAAUAUAAUUCCUGUUUAGAUUGUCUCCCUUACAUUACAUGUAGCUCUGAAUUUGCAAUAUAAUUUCUUGAUAUUGUUUAAAAUAGGAGUACAUGAAAAAACGGAACUCGCAUAUCACCCCGUCGAUAAUCUGAAUAUCAGGCCAAACAUUUCAGUUUGUAGCAGAGGAGGUUUAUUUAUGUUUAUAUUUAGUAAUCAAUCUGUUUCAUGCAAAUAAAACAUAUUUAAGUUAUUUUUUCAACCUCGCCGGCGACGGGCCUUAAUAUGAAUUUUUCAUAACAGUCAAUUAAUGUAACAAAUUAUCAAACUUUGGUAAAAGAGGUUUGCAGGCAAAACGAAGUAUGCAGCUGGCAUGAUGGUACACCUCGUAGUUUGCUCCGACCCACCUGCUUACCAUAAAUAACAGUUAUGAACAAUACAUACAAAAUGACUCAAGUCGUCGUUUAUUCCUUAAAUAUUGAAGUGUUAUAUAACUAAUAUUAGAAAAUGUAAGUUAUUUUCAGUGCAGAACAUCUCCUUUUCCGUAGAAAAGCAGUUCAUGACAUUUCUUCAUUAAGGCAAAUAUUUUCGUAAAGUAUCAAUUUGAUAUGUGGUCUUUGUUUUAUCUAAAUAUUCAUACGGUUAUUUAUACACAGUGAAUGUUUAUACUAUAGGUUAUUAGCUUUGUAUCGGGAAAUAUGCACGAGUUCUUCAGCGGGAAUAUUGCGCGACUUCAGGAGCGCAAUAUUGUUCCGCUGAAGAGCGAGUGCAUAUUUUCCGAUGCAAAGAUAAUAACCUUUUUAUUACAUACUCAUCUACACGCAUGAAUAUAAUGUAAAUAUUAUGAAUUAGUUCAAUAGCCUGAAUAGGAUUGACAAUA
Messenger RNA from Mercenaria mercenaria, 2783 nucleotides. RefSeq names its product baculoviral IAP repeat-containing protein 2-like. The transcript is spliced from 6 exons. The coding region runs from base 155 to 1015 and encodes 286 amino acids. Gene Ontology annotation, biological process: positive regulation of protein ubiquitination; regulation of cell cycle; negative regulation of apoptotic process. Lineage: Eukaryota; Metazoa; Mollusca; Bivalvia; Venerida; Veneridae. Gene Ontology annotation, cellular component: nucleus; cytoplasm; spindle microtubule. Gene Ontology annotation, molecular function: cysteine-type endopeptidase inhibitor activity involved in apoptotic process; ubiquitin protein ligase activity. The record is from RefSeq and is a predicted model, not a curated record.